CCCACCGAGAUUCUCUGUCCGAGUGCGAUGAACCUGGCCGUACGCAGUGUCACGCUGCUCAUCUGCCUCUGUGGACUGGCUGGGAACGCAGCCGUCUUCUGCCUCCUCGGACCCUCCAUCCAAAGCAAGGCCAUCACUGUCUACAUCUUCCACCUGGCAAUCACUGACUUCGCCUGUCUCCUCCUCCUCCUCACCUACACCCUGAUUCUCCUGGUGGAGGACGUGUUCUGCUCCAUUAUCGUGCCCGAGCAGUACCUGAUUUUGCUUUCCCUGCCACUGCUAUUCUCCUACAUCCUGGGGCUGUACCUGAUGACAGCCAUCAGCUUCAGCAGGUUCAGGUCCAUCCUCUGCCCACUCUGCUGCCGCUGUCACCGUCCCCAGCACCAGUCGAAGGUGGUGAGUGCCAUGCUCUGGGCCAUCUCCACCACUGUCAUUCCCACGCUGACUUCCCUGUUCAUAUCAGACAACGCACAACGCUUCAUUGUGACUCUCACUGUCAUGAUCAUCUUAAACUUUCUCCUCUUUGUUACCUCCACGGUCAUUUCCAGCAUAUACCUCUUCAUUACAGUCAUGCGUGCCUGCCACCAGCAGCCACCUGAGAGGCUCGACAUCAUUAUCUUCCUCAUGGUGCUCUUCAGUCUCCCCGCUGGCAUCUGCACUUUUCUGCUUCUGUUCCGCUACAGUAUCUACCCCCCGGCUCUUCCCCUGUUUGUCUCCAUCCACACCAGCAUCAAACCCUUCAUCUCCUUCUUGGUGGGGAGGUGCUGCAGGCACCGCUCCGUGGGGUCUCUCCAGCUCUCCCUCCAGAGGGUCUUGGGGGAGCCAGAAGAAACCACUGCCCGCAGCAAUGCUGCUGCCAUGGGCAUGGCAGUCUGAGCCUGUUGAUCGCUUCCCCUGCACUGCUGAAGGACCCCGGGACAGUGGCUGAGGCUUUCCUCGAGCCACCUGAUUGAUUAACAAAUAUCCACAGGUUCGUCUUCCCGCGGUGUAAUCCUGCAGCAGAGGCAUGUGGGAGGGAAGCUCUGCAGGGAGCACAUUGGAGCAUGGCUUUCCUUCUCCCUCACAGUUCCUGGAGCACUAUUCCCCCAAAGGGUUCGUGCCCCACACAGCUGUGAUUCCUAAAAUCCCCGUGGCAUGGCUCCUGCAUCCCCCUGCAGUCUGAUAUCAAUAAACAGCUCCGUGAAACCUGAGCUGCCUUGGCUCCCUCUGCCGGCGCUCCCCGGCUGCCUCUGGCUCCUGCUGCCAGCCGGGAAUGUGGGUGGAGGGCGGGGACACGGCCACGGCUGGUGCUGCCCGGAGCCCCCGUGAUGCCGAGUGCCCGGAGCUGGGCUGGCACCGGCACAGGCGGCACGGGCAGGAUGGCCCAGGGGCUCAGCACGGCCCCGGCUGCUCCGGGAGUGCCACGGCAAAGAUGUGCCUGGUCCCGGCUGGAGCGGGGCAGGAGCGGGGCUGUCGGGGGGAAGGCGGCCCCGGGGGGGUCUGGGCGUGUGCGAGGGGUCAGGAGGGGUCAGGAAGGCUCUGGAUGCUGCCGAUCCCAAAUGUCCGCGCUGGAGAGCAGCAGAGCCCGACGGGCAGCGCUUCAAG
This is a messenger RNA of Corvus hawaiiensis (hawaiian crow), 1584 nucleotides long. RefSeq names its product mas-related G-protein coupled receptor member H-like. The transcript has a single exon. Gene Ontology annotation, biological process: G protein-coupled receptor signaling pathway. The coding region runs from base 28 to 876 and encodes 282 amino acids. NCBI's taxonomy places the organism in Eukaryota, Metazoa, Chordata, Aves, Passeriformes, Corvidae. Gene Ontology annotation, molecular function: G protein-coupled receptor activity. Gene Ontology annotation, cellular component: membrane. The record is from RefSeq and is a predicted model, not a curated record.